CGGUGCGUCAGCCAAUCAGAUCCCAGGAAAGCAAGACACAGGUUUCCGGCCUGGUUAGCGACAACACUCUGCUGAGGUCUGAAAGACGAAGAGGAGAAGCCGCGACUCGUAAACAAUUCAACGCUGCAGCUUUCAGAGAUUCAACUGUAAUCUACCAGUUGGCAGUGGGACAGACAUGACAUCUGUUUGCUGAGCUGCUCCGCCCUAAGCCACUGCAAACACUGGUGUGCAACUUCUCAGUGAAUGAGACUGACCCCCCCCCCCCCCCCCGUCACCAUGGAAACAGAAGCAGAAGUAAUUCCGAUCUGGCAGAAUAAGCCCCACGGAUCCACCCGCAGUGUUGUGAGAAGAAUAGGUUCUACACUCCCACUCAAACCUCCACAAAGGGCAUGUUUCCAGGAACUACCAGGCCUACCCGCACUUCGGCCUAUGGAUGGCCCCCUGGUUCCAACCUUUGCAGAUAUAGCUUGGAUUGUUGCAGAUGAAGAGGAGACAUACGCCAGAGUCCGGAGUGACGCACGUCCUCUAAAACACGAAUGGCGGCCCACGCCUCUCCUGGUGCUCCACAGGAACUCGUCCGUGCCUAACUUCCGUCGCGAGGGCAAAAGGGUGGAGGGAUUAAGGAAGCCUGGGGUCACGGCGCUUAAUCGUACGACAGCCCUGCAGGACGAGCUCAGCAGACUCCGUGCACAGAUCGCCAAGAUUGUGUCAAAUGAUUCUGGCUCUAACCCCCUGACUCCUGAUCUGCUCUCCCCCGACGACACAAGCAUGAGCUUCUCCAUGGCGCCUUUCGAGACGGCACCAUACCAGCCGGCUGCCACAGCCGCUGCUUCCUUUGUCAUCAGCGAUGUCACAGAGGAGGAAGAAGAGGAGGAAGAGGAGGAAGAUGACAAAGAUAUGGUCUCUGUGGUGUCAGAGCUGGUCCCUGACCCUCUGCCGCCAGUUUCUAUGACGGCGUCGGCAACCUUUGACCUGGACAGGCCCAGCAUGGACUUCCGUGAGGCUGAGGAGGAUACAGUGUCACUGUCGAAGUCCACCAGCUUUGCUGACGUCAUGGACAUCCUGAAGGACAUGAACCGCAUGAAGAUGAGCAAAGACAGGUACAACAGAGGCUGUACGUCCCUGAGGGAGGAGGACUCUGCAUCUCUGAUUUCAGAAGCUUUGAGGAAAAAGUUUGUCUUGAAGGAAGAAGAUACUGCCGCUGUGAAACAGAAGUAACAUGUUUAUCAUCACCACCAGAUCCUGCUGUUCAAUGCCUUUGCCUGUGGAAUAUGUACCCAUGGAUCCACAACCUUGCUCCUCAAACCCAAGGCAAUAGCUGUCCGCCUCAGAUGAAAAAAACCCACACUACGUCCCUGAUGUUCACAUCCAAAUGUGAACUUCCCAGUGCAGUGUGAGGGGGUGACCUGCUAGGUCAUGAUAACAAUAAUCAGUUCAGCACUGCGUCGCAUGUUGCAUUCAGUGUAUUUCUCCCUGAGGAAAAAAAAGCUUUUAUGUUCAAAUUUAUUUUCAACAAGGACUCAACAGACUGGUGCCAGUGUUGUCCAGUAACAUGGUCCCUGCAAAUCUGGGGUGUUGUGUUAUAAGAAGGCACUGACAACCAAACCAUUGUGACGGUGUUCUUGGAUUUAAAUUGAGGAAUGUCCCUUUAAGGUGCAUCGUAUCCAUCCUGCUAUGUAAAGAGUCCGAAGUUAUUUUUCUUUCUUUUGAAUUUUCCAUAGAAAAGAUGCAAAUAAGUUUUUCAGUUGUGUAAAGAAGUCUUCUAACAUACUUGAAAAAUAUUUUUUCAAAUGAAACCAUCUCGUGCGCAGGCAGAGAUGCAGUGUAUUUUAUCAACGGUGUGUGUGUGUUGGGAAAAAUACAUCCACAUCUUUGCCGUUAAUUUUUGCAUUUCAGUUCGGAGUUUGCAAAUGUGCUUGUUUUGUGAAUAGCAUAUAGAGUAACAGUCACUGAACCACAAGGCACUCAUUUUAAUCCCAAACUGAAAUACAUUGAUGAAAGGAUGCUUGUGUGUCCAUUAAAGGCAACAACAGAUAUAAGCUUCAGCGGGUCUUUUACAUAGUCAUUUAGCUAAUUGGUAGAUGAAAUCACUUCUUUGAUAUUUUCUUUACUGACGUGGCAUCAAAGAGGUGAUUUCAGUUUGGGCAGAGACAACUGAGUUAUGUGAAGCAGAGCUUUUACGUCAGUGUGUGUGUGUCACAAUGAAUAUUGUCGUUGACGCCUUACCACGGAUCUAUUGCCUGUUCCAAUGCCUGGUUUUGUUCCCUUAUUAGCUCCAAGUGCCAUGGGUUUGUUUUAAUCAGCCCACGCUUCAAUGCCUGCCCUGUGGUUUUCCCACAUGUGCCCUCCAUCCUUAACGUUACGAAGUUCCACAUGUCUUCAUUCCUCACACAGACAAUGAAUGACUAUGUGAAGAGCCAGUUGUGAGUGUUUGGUAUUGUUAAACGUUAGGCAAAAAUAACCACUCGUAAGAAAAUACUCGCUGUUUGGUCAUUUUCACUUCCAAUUAUGUCACUCCUGCUAUGGUUCAUCCAUCCUGUUUAUUCCUACACGACUGGGAAUCCUGUAGUUUAGUAUUUUGCAGUGUGAAAAAAAGUUUUUACUGACUUAUGUGUUUGGAUCGAACAAGAAUGUGCCCAUCGGUGUGUCAUUGUACGCGGUGAAAUUGAAAAUUAUGUUUUGUCUUUCUAGAUUUUCUUCAACAAUUCUCAAUAAUUUCUCAGUCUAUUUCAUCGUUGUUGAAAGUGACAAAGUAACUGAUGAGCUAAAAAUGUUUAGGUUUAAAUAUCUCCAUCAUGCGUCUGUACUUGAGAUGGUAAACCUUACUCAGUAAAUGCGGCCAACUGCAUCUUCACUCCUGAUGAUAAAUUGAAGGGAAAUUUUAUUCAGCGAGGAUGUGCCACAGAAUUUGACUGUUUUAAAUUUUGACUGUCUCUCUUUGUUCGUUUAUCACAGUUGUACCUCUGUAUGGUUGAGCCCACCACCACCUAUGUGGUUUUUUUCUUUGCAAUGUAUGGACUUGUAAAUAAAGAUGGGCUGAUGUUUUGAAACUA
Molecule: messenger RNA, 3053 nt
Organism: Scophthalmus maximus (turbot)
Lineage: Eukaryota; Metazoa; Chordata; Actinopteri; Pleuronectiformes; Scophthalmidae
Gene: mtfr1l
Product: mitochondrial fission regulator 1-like
Exons: 8
Coding region: 244-1218 (324 amino acids)
Biological process (GO): mitochondrial fission; aerobic respiration
Cellular component (GO): mitochondrion
Source: RefSeq, a predicted model, not a curated record